Molecule: messenger RNA, 1312 nt
Organism: Seminavis robusta
Lineage: Eukaryota; Bacillariophyta; Bacillariophyceae; Naviculales; Naviculaceae
Source: the annotation of a GenBank genome assembly
AACAAACGCACCUUGUUGAGAAGCGCCCCCAUCCAGGUGCACAAGGCGCAGCCAUACAAGUCAAUAAUAGCCCCAGGGCCAUAAUUUGGAUCGCUGUGAUGUAUGUAUAAUUUUGAUCCACCAUUGCAGCUACCGGUACGAUGAUACCCCACCACCAAGCUCCUCGUCCAUUGCGGGUGAUGGAAUCUGCUGUUAUCAGUAUCCUCCUCUUGCUGCCAAUAUCGGCUUUGGGAUUUUCUGUUCCCAACAACAAUAACGAGCCAUCGUCUUCUUUUUCUCUGUUUGAUCGAUUUCGGCCCGAAUGUCCCGCAGUGCCAAAUUCCAUUCGCCAAUUUGAUCCAUCUCUGCCAUUGCCAACCGAGGAUGAUGCAAUCUGGGUGGCCGUGUUUCGCAGUUCCAACAAUGCUCCUUCGGUCUUUGUCAAGGAUGAAUUCUUGAAUGCUAUGCGAUUGGCCACGGGUGGCGUCACCGAAACGCUCUCGUCGUCGGAAUCAACAGAUGGAUCAUCGGUAAAAAACGACGGCGACGACAGCAAUAAAUUGCAAGUGACACAACCACAACAAUCAUCAUCAUCAUCGGGGCCAACAACACCAGUAGCAGUCGCACGAUUGUGUCCAUCGCAAGAUUUUCCAGGCACGUGGACAUUGGAUCACAUGCGAUGCUCCUUGAAAAAGGAAACGACCGAUGAUGCCUGCGAAGGAGGCUCGGAACACAAAGAAGCCUUGUCGGUGGCCAUGGAUUCCUUGCUGUUGCACUAUCUCAACAAACCUGACUUUUUCUGGGAAGGAGCCAUUCGCACCAAAGCGACAUUGGUCGGUGCUUCCUUGUUGGAAGAACGAGGAUUCCAACCUGUCACGACGUUGGCCAAGGACAUGGCCACUCAUGUAUCGUCCUUGGAUGCCUCCAUGGAAAAGUACGCCGAAAAAUACGUCGAAACCAUGAGUAGCACGUCCAAAAAUCAGGGAGCCCGGGAUCGAGCCAAUGAAAUAUUGUCCUUGCUGGGACGAUUAGAUCGGGAGGCCGAUUUACGAGCCGCACAAGAACGACAACAACAAGCAUCAUCCUCCACAGAUGGUGACAGUGAUGAGGAUUAUGAUCCAUGGGCGUCAGUGAAGCAGUAUCUGUAGCGGUUCUAUUUUAGUUUUUGCUAGCUAUGCUCUUCAUUUUUUUUUCAGUAGAAGGCAUCUUCCGUGUGACUUUGCUAGGUGUUUACAAAGGAUGCACAUAGCCAGUACUUCGUCGUCCACGGAUUGCAUCGUAGUAAAACCAGAAAAGUUGUAUAGAAAUAUCUGACAUGAAGGAUGGCAGCAGG